Gongylonema pulchrum is the source of this 253-nucleotide messenger RNA. NCBI's taxonomy places the organism in Eukaryota, Metazoa, Nematoda, Chromadorea, Rhabditida, Gongylonematidae. The record is from the annotation of a GenBank genome assembly.
UCUUAAGUGAUAUCCCGAUUCCUCCUGCACUGGAACCACUGCAGUUCAUGGUCGGCCAGUGGCAUUCAAUCGCAUCGAAAGGUCUUCGAUACCCGACGGACAUGAAUUCAAGUGGCUAUGAAGAAUUAUUAGAUGUUAUGCCUGCCCAAGUACCAAUGUUUGGAACUCCAUCGCUUAAUUUUACGCAAGUUUUCCAGUCUUUAUUCGUGACAGGAUUUUCAAAGUCGGGAUAUCUCGGAAAAUUUUCAUAGAU